Messenger RNA from Pocillopora damicornis (cauliflower coral), 2054 nucleotides. Its product is annotated as dynein regulatory complex subunit 4. Gene Ontology annotation, molecular function: microtubule binding; small GTPase binding. Gene Ontology annotation, cellular component: motile cilium; Golgi apparatus; microtubule. NCBI's taxonomy places the organism in Eukaryota, Metazoa, Cnidaria, Anthozoa, Scleractinia, Pocilloporidae. The record is from RefSeq and is a predicted model, not a curated record. Gene Ontology annotation, biological process: cell motility.
ACCUUAUCUUGUUCGGUGGAAAAACUACUGCAUUCUGUGUUUGUCGGAAAGUACCGUUGUUUUAUAGCAAAAAUCCGAGUUGUUCAUCAUGCCUCCCAAAAAGAAAAGUGGGAAGAAGAAGGGGAAAAAGAAAUCUGCCAAGUCCAAGACACCUACAAUAGUAGAUGGGAUUAGCACAGAAGAGAUGAGCAAAGAACAGUUGGAAGAACACAUUGUGAGAUUACGAGAGGAAUUAGAUAGGGAACGUGAAGAACGCAAUUACUUUCAACUGGAACGAGAUAAAGUGAAUACUUUUUGGGAAAUCACAAAACGACAGCUUGAGGAAAGGAAGGCAGAGCUGCGUAACAAAGAUAGAGAAAUGGAGGAGGCAGAGGAAAGACACCAAGUGGAAAUUAAAGUUUACAAACAGAAAGUGAAACAUUUAUUGUAUGAACACCAGAACAACAUUGCAGAACUUAAAGCUGAGAGUGCUGUGGCGUUGAAGUUAGCACAAGACGACCACAAAGGCAAUGAGCAAGACUUAAGAAAGGACAAGAGAUCUCUCAAGGUGGAAUUAAAAGAACAAGAACUUUCUCAUGAAGAUGUUGUUAAGAAUCUCAAGAAGGGUCACGAUGAACAUGUAACAAAACUCAGGCAGGAUUUUGAGAGACAAGUUAAAGAAAUUGAGUCAAAGUAUGACAAGAAAAUGAAGGCACUUAGAGAGGAACUUGAGCUGAGGAGGAAAACUGAAAUACAUGAAAUUGAAGAGCGCAAGAAUGGUCAAAUCAACACCUUGAUGAAGAAUCAUGAGAAAGCUUUCAGUGACAUCAAGAAUUACUACAAUGACAUAACACUUAAUAAUCUGGCUCUUAUAAAUUCCCUCAAGGAACAAGUUGAGGAGAUGAAAAAGAAGGAAGAGAGAAUGGAGAAACAAAUGAAUGAAAUUAUGGCAGAGAAUAAGAGAUUAACAGAACCAUUACAGAAAGCCAGAGAGGAGGUGGAAGAACUUAGAAAACAGCUUGCAAACUAUGAAAAAGACAAAGCGUCAUUGGCUAGUGCUAAGGCACGGCUUAAAGUUCAAGAAGAAGAACUAAGGAGUUUACAUUGGGAACACGAAGUUCUCCAACAGCGCUUUAGUCAGACACAAAGUGAACGUGACGAGUUGUAUGGCAAAUUUGUCAAAGCUAUACAUGAGGUUCAACAGAAGAGCAACUUUAAAAACUUGCUUCUUGAGAAGAAACUGACUGCUCUGGCUGAUACACUGGAGAAGAAGGAAGCGCAGCUGAACGAAGUGUUGUCAGCAUCCAAUUUGGAUCCUACUGCUUUAACAGUUGUAACCAGAAAACUUGAGGAUGUUUUAGACUCGAAGAACAGUGCUAUCAAAGACUUACAGUACGAAUUGGCACGUGUUUGCAAGGCUCAUAAUGAUCUCAUCCGAACUUACGAAGCAAAGCUCCAGUCGUUCGGAGUACCGACCGAAGAACUCGGGUUCAAGCCCCUCGAGAGCAACGUUGGAGGACAACAACUCGGCCGAGGCCCCGCGGGUCUGGUUGCUGCACCAACUUAAGCUGAAAGAGCGUUAUUCUUCGAUUUCGUUCAUUUUAAUUUCUAAGGGACCAUUUUAUAUUAGUUCUGACACAUUUAUAACAAUUUGUAAAUAGAAUUCUUGCUACAUAUGUAGUUUUUUUUAGAAAACUGUCUAAUUUAUUUGCAUUUUUAUCUUGUGCAAUUCCGUCCAGGACAUUUUGCAUAGAAAAACUCAUUUUUACGUUUUCUGGUUUUCUCACUUAAGCUCUUUGAUGUACAUUUUAUAUGUUUCUGAAAAAUACAGUCAAAGCAGUUUUCAACUAAUCUUGAUCUAAUUAGCAUGUUGUUUUGUUGGGAAUUUGGUGUAUUUUUCCAUGUAUAAAAUAUACUGUUAUCCAUUCAUCCAAGCGACUGAAACGUCAGUUGAGAAAGAUUCUCAUUCUAAGUGUAUUCCUGUAUCAAUGACUUGAAUUGUGUGUUCUGUGAAAAUUAUAGCGAAAAUUGUCAACUUGGAAGAAAUUCUAAUUAAAAAUAUUGAUUAUUCUACA